AGACCGCUUAGGGAAGGCAAGGAGAUUCGAUGUUCGACUAUCGACGGGAGCAGAACGACUUGGUACGAUACUACAAUUGGCGACGAGGAUUUUGGAUUCGACUCGAAAAGAUGCAAGAAGUACGACCAGUGCCACUGUUCCAGUGCGACAAAAUUGAAACGGCGAAGUUAGCAACAGAAUGGAAAAGUUGGAAGGAAGCCGUUGAAUGUUACUUCGCGGCAUACAAGGUAACAGAUCAAGCGGAGAAGAAGGCAAAGUUGUUACACUUCGGAGGACCGGCACUGCAGCGGGUAUUUAGAAAUCUGAAAGACCAUGAGCACGUAUCAUUAGUAGUACUGGAAACCCGGUGGUACGACCAUGCAGUCGAGAAACUAGAUGAAUUUUUCGGGCCGCAGAAUCAAACCACCACGGAAAGACGGAACUUACGAAUGAUUAAACAAAAACCAGGCGAACGAUUUGCCGAUUUCAUAAUCCGGCUUAAACAACAAGCCAAUCAGUGCGGAUUCGACAAAUACGGCGAUGAAAUCGGUUCAACGUUGCGGGAAAUUUAUCUAACAGAUGCAGUAGUCGAGGGAUGUUCCUCAAACGAGGUUCGACGAAAAAUUUUGCGUAAGGAUUUGGCGUUUUCCGAAAUUGAGGACAUAGGAGUUGCGCAAGAAAGCGUAGAAAGUCAAAUAGUGGAAAUGACAGCUGGUUCACCAUCUAAGAAAAUUUUCAAAGUAGAACAAGGAGGGAAGAAAGGAAAAUCCAUGACAGCAAGCACAAAUACCACGGAAACAAGACAAGGUGCAGGCAAGCAUAACGGGAAAGGUUGUUUCAAUUGUGGUCGAGUAGGACACUUUGCGGCAUCCUUCAACUGCCCUGCUCGUGGGAAAGAAUGUAGAAACUGUAAGAAGAUCGGUCAUUUUGAGCAAAUGUGCCGAAAGCCCACGGAAAAGGGCCCGAUGAAGCGUCAAAUAAGAGCAAUUGAUGAAUCGUCAGAGGCAAAACAACCGAAAAUGGAAUCAAAUGAUACAAAAGCAUAUUAUGCGUUCUAUUCUGGAAAUGAAUCGAACGUAAUUAAAUGCUUACUUGGAGGAGUGUCCUUAGAGAUGUUGGUUGAUUCCGGUGCAGAUGCUAACUUGAUCCCAGGCGAAAUAUGGGAGAAAUUAAAAACAGAAAAUGUUGCGGUGGUUUCAUCAACGAAAGGAAGCUCGAAGAUCUUGCGAGCAUACGGAAGCCAAAAUCCACUUGUUAUUUUAGGCACUUUUGCUGCGGAAAUCGCAGUAGCGGGCAAACGAACUCAGGCCGAGUUCUUUGUUGUAGAAGGAGGACAACGUUGUCUACUGGGUGACAGGACGGCUAAACAGCUGGGUAUUUUGAAAGUUGGCUUGGACAUAAACAGAGUAGAAGGAAAACCGUUUCCAAAAAUGAAAGGCAUAACAGCAAAGAUCAGGAUGAACCCGCAGGUCAUCCCAGUAUAUCAGCCGAUGCGACGUAUUCCCUUACCAUUGGAAGAAUCAGUUGAUCGAAGUUGGAUGGAAUGCUGA
Messenger RNA from Anopheles funestus (African malaria mosquito), 1529 nucleotides. RefSeq lists its product as uncharacterized. Gene Ontology annotation, molecular function: zinc ion binding; nucleic acid binding; aspartic-type endopeptidase activity. Gene Ontology annotation, biological process: proteolysis. The record is from RefSeq and is a predicted model, not a curated record. Lineage: Eukaryota; Metazoa; Arthropoda; Insecta; Diptera; Culicidae. The coding region runs from base 30 to 1529 and encodes 499 amino acids. The transcript has 2 exons.